Molecule: messenger RNA, 855 nt
Organism: Mytilus trossulus (common blue mussel)
Lineage: Eukaryota; Metazoa; Mollusca; Bivalvia; Mytilida; Mytilidae
Product: putative leucine-rich repeat-containing protein DDB_G0290503
Exons: 1
Coding region: 1-855 (284 amino acids)
Source: RefSeq, a predicted model, not a curated record
AUGAGUGUCGUUACACACGAAGCGGAAAUGAUCUGCAAAUCAAAAAAAUUAGAAAUUGAAAAAAGUUUCCGAAACAAACUUGAUGAAUACGAAAACAGCAUUCAACAGUUAACGACAGAUGUAAACAAAAUAAAAAACGACUUUAAAACAGUAAAACUAGACGUUAACGAACUACGUUCAAGCGUGAAAUCUGAGUCAUAUAGAAUUAACCAGCUAAGUGAUACACGAGCGCAAGGCGUUGUCAGUCUAAAAACAAAAACAAACAUCAUGAGUGAUAAACUGAAAGAAUUUGACGAUGAACUCAAAAAAGUAAAUAUUGAUUGUUGUUCUCACACGAGGUCAAUUAGUGAUUUGCGAAAACGUAUCAUAAACACCGAGAAAGAUGUCAAAGUCCUUGACAAGUCUACAAAAUCGUACGCAGACUUUCUAAAAUCAAAAUCUAAACAAGUUACAGCUUCAGCUGAAGCAUUAGAUAAUUACAAUGAAUCCGAUUUGAGUCAGUCCACAAAGCCAAUUCAAAGGAACACCAUUAAUGAACAUUCCAAUUCUCUAGUUGACUCACACACAAAACACGUCAGAUCCUCUGAUGUUACGAAUUUGUCCGUUUUAGUCAAAGACAUACAUGUACAAAGUAAUGUUGUUAAUCCAGCUCCGUCUACUUCAAUAGAAAAUAAAAUCAAGAACACCAACAACAAUAUAUCAGGAAAUGAACAAAAUACAAAUAUACAAGUGCAUUUUCCAACUUCCAUGUGUAAUCCCACAACUGUUGACAAUUUUCGUGGAUUUGUUAAUAAAAACAAGACACCGUGUAUCCAGAUUCUACGUAGGUGGUAUCGACAAACACAUUUCAUGUGA